CCCGCCCUAUGCUGUCACGUGCAAGAUUCUCUUUAUAAGCUGUGUGUGCAAGGAUCACCCACAUCAAGCUAAGAAUCCGCAAACCGUGUCCUUCCUCAGUCCUGAGAAGGCACAAUUCAGAGCAGCCCUGCAGCCAGCUACCCGAGAAGAAAGUAAGACCAGACUACAGUACUGCAGGACCUUGGAUCACCCGGCAAUAAACAUGAGUGAAAUAUCUAAGAAUUCUUUAAAAUACUUCCUGCUGAAGCUGGAUUGUCACUUUACUUGGAAUCUACAGAAGGAGGAUAUUGAGGUGCGUUAUGCAGAAGAGAGAAUUGAUGACCAGUUGGAAUAUCUGACCAUUAAAUCCAAAGUCACCCUUUUUAACUUACUGGCCUAUGUGAAACAUCUAAAAGGCCAAGAUGAAGAAGCUUUAGAAAGCUUAAAAAAUGCCGAAGAAAGGAUUCAGGAGGACUGUGCCAAUCAAGUAGAAAUGAGAAGCCUGGUGACCUGGGGAAAUUAUGCAUGGAUCUAUUAUCAUAUGGGCAGACUCCCUGAUGCCCAGGCUUACCUGGACAAGGUGGAGGCAAGUUGUAAAAGGCUGUCAAGUCCUUUCCGCUAUAAGGUAGAGCUUCCAGAAAUUGAGUGUGAGAAAGGGUGGUCACUUCUCAAGUUUGGAGGGAAGUAUUAUGAGAGGGCCAAAGCCUGUUUUGAAAAGGCCCUGGAGUCAGACCCUGAGCACCCUGAAUUUAAUGCUGGAUUUGCCAUUGUCAUGUACCGAAUGGAUGACUUUGAUAAAGAUGGUACCCAUGUUAAAAGUCUUUCUCUGAGCCCUCUGAAGAAGGCACUUGGGCUGGAUCCCAAAAGUACAUUUGUUAAGGUUCUCCUGGCACUAAAGCUUCAGGACUUAGGGGCAAGUUUUGAAGGAGAAAAAUAUAUUAAGGAAGCCCUUGACCAAGGAUCAUCUGAGCCCUAUGUCUUUCGCUACGCAGCAAAAUUUUACCGGCGAGAAGACAACCCGAAGAAGGCUAUGGAGCUCUUAAAACAGGCCUUAAAACUGGUACCAACCUCUGCUUUCCUGCAUCAUCAAAUGGGACUUUGUUAUAGAGCACAAAUGAUCCAAAUCAAAAAGGCCACAUGGAACAAACCCAGGGGAAAGGACAAACAGGAAGUAGACAGACUAAUCCAGUCUGCCAUAUUUCAUUUUGAAACAGCCGUCAGAGAGAAGUCUCUGUUUGUGUUUGCUCACAUAGACUUGGCCAACAUGUACGCGGAAGCAGGUCAGCUUGGAAAGGCUGAGGACAUUUUUCAAAAAGCGUUGGGCCUAGAACACGUCAGAGAAGAGGAGAAGCAACAGGCCCAUUUCAAAUACGGCCGCUUCCUGGAAUUUCACAGGAAAGCUGGACAUCUUGCCUUGCACCAUUAUUUAGAAGGGAUAAAGAUAAGUCCUAAGUUUUGCAGCCAACUUGUAAGGGCUUUGCAGAAUUUAGCUCUCAAACGGUUGAAUCAAAAUUCUCUGGAUGCGCAGAGUUUAGGGGCCCUUGCGUUUGUUCACAAGCUGAAUGGGGAGAAGAGCCAGGCAGUUGCGUAUUAUGAGAGAGCCUUGAAACAAGAUCCUACUAACAGUGAAUAUAUUGGUGCUCUGUUAGAGCUGCGCCUCUCCAUUUAAAAUCCCACAUUUCAUAGUGUGUUCUUUUUAAGUAUUGAUUUUUUUAAAUGUAAAACCCUGGGCAGCUAGGUGGCACAGUGGAUAGAGCACCAGCCUUGGAGUCAGGAG
Molecule: messenger RNA, 1756 nt
Organism: Phascolarctos cinereus (koala)
Lineage: Eukaryota; Metazoa; Chordata; Mammalia; Diprotodontia; Phascolarctidae
Product: interferon-induced protein with tetratricopeptide repeats 5-like
Biological process (GO): defense response to virus
Cellular component (GO): cytosol
Molecular function (GO): protein binding; RNA binding
Source: RefSeq, a predicted model, not a curated record